GAUAAGGUGCCUGCGGUCGAGGGGCGGUGACGGUUGCAGCAAGGAGUGCUCAGGCACUCCCUCCCUUCAUUUGUCGCAACACACGCCUGGACAUCCCUCCUGUUUUAUUUGUGCAUCGAAAUCCACGUACUGCGCUCCUAUCCGUCUAGUCAGAACUAAUUUCCACAGGUCUCUCCGUCAUCCUCGUCCGUCGCUGAGCAGCAAGGAUGGCCGACGUCAAAGUUUACGAUUCUCCUCCUCCAUACAGCGCCCCCCCGCCAAUGGAAGUUCCUCAAUCCGGGAUGGUGAAUGUGGCGGUGAUAGAACAAUCGUACGCCACACAGCCUUGUGCGCCGGCUGCUCAGUUAGUGGUCAUAGGCGCUCUCUGUCCCGUCUGCAAGGUGGGCAUUCUGCAGGAAGAGUUCACAGGGUGUGGCAUCUGUUUGGGCAUCUUCUUCUUCCCGCUGGGACUCCUCUGCUGCCUGCUGAUGCGGGAGCGUCGCUGCAACCACUGCCGCGCCUCAUUCUCAUGAGGGAGAGGAAGCUGACCUGCACGAGUGACGCCAGCGGAGAGACGUUUGAGGCGUCGGAAAGAAAAUGAGUCGUCACCUUAACAGAAAGGGCAAGAAAACCAUAGAAAAAUUUCAUCUACGUAUAUUUUAAUAUUUUUUUUGUUAAUUAUGUCGGUUUACUUGAACGCUUUGCUCUCUCAUGAGAACUAUUUUCGAAGACAUUGCAGAUAAUUAGUCAGGUUUUUGUGUUUCAAUAAGUGCAUUAGCGAAAAAUCAUGAUGUAUGGAAUGCACAUUGCAACUGCUUUUGCCUUGGUGUAUUGAGAUAGACACACUUGUAACUCCUCGUAUGAACAUAAGAACUUAAUGGAAGCUGCAGGAAGCCAGCAGGCAUACACGUGUCCUUCCCUGUAUAAAGCAUGUAAACCUAUAUCCACAUAUGACUGGUAUCAUAAACUGAUCUCCUAUUAAAAGCCUUCAUGCCAGUCUGUUGAAACACUGAUAUACAGCCAUGAUAUAGCCAUGCGUGACCUUCGUUGUGCCAAGGAUCAAACCCCCUGACCAGGAGAACAGAAAGACAACGCCUUAGACCACAACGAUUGUCAGGCUCUGAUAUAAUUUUGGGACUUUGGUACUCCCGGUCACUACAAACCUCCUUAUUGACCUUCACUGGAGACGUGAUCCCUGAGUCUAUUCCAGUCAUCUACCAAGCUGCUUGUGAACCAGUUUCUUGCCAUCCAUGGUCUUGCGGGUCACUUCGUUCUGAAGCAUCACAGUAUCAAGAAAGCUUGGAGGGACGAUUUAAAAGUAACUAAUAUCGGAAUUCACACACAUGAUAACUUUAUCCUGGUUAACUGAUUAUUUUAUUAUAUAAGUGAGUUUACUUACUAUAUGAAUAUAUCCACAGUAAAUGAAAAGGCAUCAAUGUAGGAUAAGAAUGAUGUGUUUGUGAUGUGAGGGAAUCUUUAUUCUUAAACAUAUAUUACGUUGAAUUAUUUUGAGUUGCACAGAUAGAUAGAUAGGGUGAUUGAUAGGUAGAUAGAUAGAUAGAUAGGUACAUACAUACAUACAUACAUACAUACAUAAAUUGAUUGGUUGUAUGAUAGAUAGGUAGAUGAAAAGAUAGACAGAUAUUAACCCCAAAAAAUAUACGGUGCUAAAUGGUCCAGAAAAUAAGGUACAAAGAAAAUAAAGUCUGCCAAUAAUAAACAUAACUAAAGACACAGUGAUCACACACACACACACACACACACACACACACACACUUUAGCAGCGACCUCAAGAAUUUAAUGUCCGCUAAACAAGCUAGAGUCCUGCUCCUCCUACACGCAAGGAUGCUUCAGUUCAUUCAGAAGAUUCAGAACUUGUUCGUUUUCAUUUCCUAACAACAAACUCGAAAUGUUUAGAGCGCUAGUGUCUCUUGCCUUUACCACCUGUGUGUAAAAAGAUAAUAAUAAAUAAGGGAUAAUA
Messenger RNA from Scylla paramamosain (green mud crab), 1960 nucleotides. RefSeq names its product membrane protein BRI3-like. The record is from RefSeq and is a predicted model, not a curated record. Bases 207 to 512 code for a protein of 101 amino acids. NCBI's taxonomy places the organism in Eukaryota, Metazoa, Arthropoda, Malacostraca, Decapoda, Portunidae. The transcript is spliced from 4 exons.